Cyclocybe aegerita is the source of this 498-nucleotide messenger RNA. Lineage: Eukaryota; Fungi; Basidiomycota; Agaricomycetes; Agaricales; Hemipholiotaceae. The record is from the annotation of a GenBank genome assembly.
AUGGCCGCGCGUCUAACAAAAAACCCAGAAGUCAUGAGGUUCAUCGUGCGCGACAUCGUGAAGAUCUACCGCAAAGACUUCAUAGUCGGAGACGGUAUGAUAGACCUCGAGAAGAUGCGCCUUACUCAAGUUAUUGUCUAUUUCGAGCCAUGUAACUGGGACCACGCAGCGCCUAAGAAGUUUGCAGCACGCGAGGGAAAAUCAAUGCCCGGUAGUCUGCGCCUUGCGCGCGUACAGGACGCUACGCUUUUACUGAGUGAGGACAUGCCGAACCCGGAUCCGUUGGCCGCGUCUGUUCGCAAGGUUUGGCUGCAGCGACGAGAAGAGGAUUACCCAACGGUCGUCGUGCAGUUUUGGUGCCAGUCUGCGAUCCACCUCACGACGGUGAAGGUCACGCCCAAGGACGUAAAUGAUUUCCAUUCAUUGAAGUCAGAACUACGUAUCUUUCACGAAUUGAAACAAAUUGUGGCCAACUCAAUGGUUGGGGGUGUCGAGUAA